This is a messenger RNA of Sabethes cyaneus, 1809 nucleotides long. It is a transcript of the gene TMS1, whose product is annotated as serine incorporator 1. The record is from RefSeq and is a predicted model, not a curated record. Bases 143 to 1507 code for a protein of 454 amino acids. Gene Ontology annotation, cellular component: membrane. NCBI's taxonomy places the organism in Eukaryota, Metazoa, Arthropoda, Insecta, Diptera, Culicidae. The transcript is spliced from 4 exons.
UUGAUGGUGUUUUUGGUGCAAAUCUUUGUUGUGAAAGCGAAAAAUUUUUAAGUAAAAACGCAAAAGUUGAUUUUUGUGCUUAUUUCUUGGUGCAUUCGAAUAAUUAGAGACUAAAAGUGCAAGUCAGUACUGUUUCCACAAAAUGGGAGCCGUUUUAGGCCUACUUUCGGCAGCUAAUCUUGCCUGCUGCUGUACUGGUACGGCUUGUUCGCUCUGUUGUGCACUAUGUCCGUCGUCGCUCAAGUCCAACUCGACGGCAACUCGGUUUAUGUAUGCCCUGAUGCUGCUACUGGGGGCCAUCGUAGGAGCCAUAAUGCUGGCUCCCGGUUUGCAGGAUUUCUUGCAAAAAGUGCCAUUUUGUGCAAACUCAACCUCCACCGCUGGACAUCUGAUUCCAACAUCUGAUACUAUAGAUUGUAGCUCCGCCGUUGGCUAUCUUGCCGUUUACCGCAUCUGUUUUGCAUUGUGCUGCUUUUUCGCUCUUUGGGCAGUGUUGAUGGUCGGUGUUCGCUCAUCCAAAGAUCCUCGAGCCGCACUACAGAAUGGCUUCUGGGGUAUCAAGUUUAUGAUCGUCACUGGAAUCGCUAUAGGAGCUUUCUUUAUUCCGGAAACGGGAUUCGGUCCAGCCUGGAUGUGGGUUGGAUUAAUCGGAGGAUUUGCUUUCAUCCUCGUCCAGCUAGUCUAUAUUGUUGACUUUGCACAUCAAUGGGCUGAAGCAUGGGUUAGCAACUACGAAGAAGAGGAGUCACGCGGAUGGUUUGCGGCGCUUUGCUGCGUCACCGGGCUGCAGUUUGCUCUAUCGUUGACCGGAAUCGCUCUGCUCUACGUGUACUUCACGCAAGCUGACGACUGUUCGCUGAACAAGUUUUUCAUUACCUUCAAUAUGAUCAUCUGCUUAGGAGUCAGCAUUUUAUCGAUCUGGCCGAAAGUUCAAGAAUAUUCGCCGAAAUCUGGACUACUACAAAGUUCGAUGGUGACCCUGUAUACCAUCUAUCUGACUUGGUCUGCGGUUGCCAACAAUCCUGAUGCCGAAUGCAAUCCGGGCUUUUUGGCCAUCAUCGGUGAUAAACAUAACAAAGUUCAUUUCGACAAGACUAGCAUCAUCGGCUUGGUCAUCUGGAUGCUGUGCAUUCUUUAUUCGACCCUACGCUCGGCCAACAACGUUUCCCGUCUGGCAGAUCCCGAAAAGCAAGUCUUAGCAGCAACCUUAAGUGAUGACGGCGGAUCCAGCAGCGGCGGACAUCAUGGUGGCUCGAAUGAGGUACGCGACAAUGAGGAAGAAGCGGUGGCCUAUUCAUGGUCACUGUUCCAUGUCGUUUUCAUCACCGCUACUCUGUAUGUGAUGAUGACACUCACCAAUUGGUACCAACCAAAUUCGUCGUUGGACACUUUGAAUGCCAACGCUGCUUCUAUGUGGGUAAAAAUCAUUUCGAGCUGGUUCUGCGUAGGACUGUACGCCUGGACCUUGGUAGCACCGAUGGUUUUAACAGACCGUGAAUUUAACUGAAUGUUUUAAAGCAAAAUUACCAACAAGAUAUAAGUAAUUCUUUCCAAAGUCAGUGUUAAAUUACCAGAGAGUAAGGUUUUAUUAGCGAUUAAUCAACCCAUUUAACUGUUUGUUAUCAAUAAGGUAACUUUCUCAACAAGAGCAAAAUCGAUCGAAUACAAAAACCUGUCGUAGGAACAGAUUGAAUUUACCUCUAUUACAACUAAUCAUACAAGUAGUCUCCUAGUAUGCUAAUCGAUAAAAUGCAAUAUUUAUCCAAACACGUUCAAUCUGAUAAUAAAGGUUCCAUUUCCAACCCUGAA